AUGUCCUUUCGAAACGACGGAAGCCGGUACGGGCAAGUCCCGCCAGUUCAAUAUCCAGUGGCAGGCCAGCAGCCAGCGGAGCAGCACGGCAUGACCCGCCAGGCGAGCUUCAACUCUGGCGACGAUGGCACCUACUAUGAGGGCCACGGCCAUAAUCAUUACAACCCUGCCAUAACACACCGGCCCGCGCCCAGCGAGGAUGAUCUCUUCAUAUCGAGCCCGACCAACUACCCGCCCGGCCGGUCACCGUCUGGCUCUGGCAGCGCCCUGUCUGGAUACACUCACCAGUACCAACAAGAGCAGCCGCCGCCCACGCCCUCGCAUGCUGCGUACAACCCCCAGGCGUUUACCCAGCCUUCCUCCAACUUCCAUCGUUCUCAGUCGACCAAUAUACCGCUACAUCAGCAGACCAUGUCGUCGCGAUACUCUGCGUCUUCGUCGAGCUCGAAUAACACUUAUGCCAGCCCCUCGCCGAACAACUACGCCCCUCAGGCAUACAACCCCGCCGCCUACGCUUCCGCGGCGCCACAGCGACAUCCCACAUAUCACGGAUACAACAACAGCCAUGAUCAGUCCUAUGGCGCUGGAGGGCAGGCAUCGCCGUCCUUCCCGCCUCAGUCUCCUGGCGUGCCAUAUCCUACGCAUUCUCCAACAAGAGCGGCCUCAUACCAACAGACUAUGCCCACAAGUCCAUCUUCAUUCGCUACUCAGUCACAGUCCUCGGCUCCAUACCCCACGACCUCCCAUAUGCCGGCAUACCCUACGAAUGAUGGCAGUGCCUACUUUAACAACAGGCCUGGUCGACACCCAACAAAUGCCCCUCUGCCGAAUCGACCUAUGGCUGACCUGCCCGAGGAAGCAACUCCAUGGGAUGCCAAUGGCCGGCCACUCCCUCAACCUCAUUACCGCGACGAUGAACCCUAUGACCAGGAGAGUAUCAUGCAAGAAAUCGAAGCUGAACUAGGAAGGGGGGAUGGCCGAUCAGAACCUCGGCCACUCCCUUCGCCACUCCCUUCCAACGGCCAGAUGACUCUUGCCCACCACCCAUCAAGCAGGACGGCGGCUCAACCCGUGUAUGAGGAUGGGAAUGACUCUGAUGACCUAGAGGGAGCUGCUGGCGUCCUGGCAAUGCAGCAGGCUGAGCUAGAAGAGAGACGUUUCAGCGGAAGUACCUUUAUAUAUAAUGAUGCGCCCACCAUUGCACACCCCCCACAGUCCAACCCACUUCCCCCGCCACCUGAAGAGCAAGAUAAUAGCAGCGAUAGUGACUUUGGGGGAUUCAUGGACCUUGGGGGCCUUAGUGGUGGUUACGCAGGCACACUUACGUAUGGUAACGACAUUGGGAACUACACAGGCUCUUCUUUCUCCCAAGAAUCAUCACGGCCUUUACCAACGCCGGGCCAAGCCCGACCUGCGCAAGUAGAUUAUGGAGACACAGGUGGCCUACAGGCGCCUCGUGCCAAGAGGCUCAGUUUCGACGAAGGCGACGAGAGAGUCUCCAUUCAUUCACAUCUCAGUGGAACUGAUUCCCCGUCAAAGGAUGACUACGAAGACCUAUUCUAUCACCCUGGCCUGUCGAGCCGACCGCUACCAUCCCUCCCUCCGGCUCCGGGGUCUGACACCAGUUCCAUGACGUCUGGGCAACUUACCAGUCGCACCGGCUACCAUUCCUAUUCUCGGAGUUCAGACUCAAGAAGUCAGCAGCUUGAUAAUCCAGAGAACUUUUAUUCCAACGCCAAUAACUCCACUUAUUCUCAUCAGCAGCCCGAGCGAUCGGUUUCCCUGGCCGGAUACAGUCACACCCCGCAGGUGCAAGCGCCCGCAAGAUCAAGGACUGAUGCGGCUGAAGAGCGCAGGAAGAUGGCUAGACAACAGCAGUCGACACCAGGACUGCCAAUUACUGAUGGUGGUAGAAAGAAGAAGUUUAUCCCAUCGAAACUUACGCCGAGUGAUUUCAAACGAUGCCCGGAACCCUGGGCGCUUAGUGGCAUUGAGGCUUGGGUCCGUGAGAUGGCUGAAGGAGAGCUUGACCUGAGAGAGAAGCUUGUCGAGGAGGCGCUGACCAUGUUGUUUACCUUCAAAGUUCCGACCAUGAACGUCGCUGAUGCUGAAGCUCUCAGCACCGCUGUACUGGCCCAGAUGCUCCAGUAUGGCGUCCUUUUGCCGGAUGAAGAAUGGAUCAAAUUUGGAACUGGUCACAUUUCGGGAGUUUUCUUCCAGUUGGCUGGGUCUGGAUGCUACGCGCCCAAGUUGCAUGAUAUCGAGAUCAGUGGCCGUUGCUAUUCCAGCCAUUGUAUGCGGACUCUUAAAAAGGUGGACCUUGAAGGCUUGACUGAGAAACCAGCGGAUGACUGGCACGUCUUUUAUAAGCUGACCAAGGAAGACAUUGAAUCUCGCUCAAAGAAGGAGGUAGAACGCCAAAACAUCUUGCACGAGAUUGUCACCGGUGAGGAGUCGUAUAUCAAGCAGCUGAACAUCUUCCGUAUGCUGUACAGAGACGACUUGCGCACUAGGCAACCGCCCAUUCUUAACCCCGACAAGCGUGACAAGUUUCUCACAGCAGUCUUUGGAAAACUUGAUACAGUAUUACGCAUCAACAAAGAUCAUCUUCUGGCGCAGCUCAAGUACCGUCAGCAGGAGCAAGGCCCCUGGAUCGUCGGCUUCAGUGAUAUCUUCCGAGAGUGGAUCCGAAAGGCCAAGACUGACUACAUUGAGUAUGCGACCCAGUACCCUCGUGCUGCGUACAUGAUACGCAGGGAGGCUGGCAAAAACCUCUUGUUCAAGAAGUUCUUGGAAGACAAACAGAAGGAUAAGGCGGGUCUGAAGCAAGAUUGGACUCACUUCCUCAUCACUCCGCUGCAGCGUCUCCAGCGUUAUAUCCUCCUACUCGAAACAGUGGAACGGAAAAUGGCGGGAGAGAGCGAAGAGAUGACGAUUCUCAAGAGAGCCAUUGAAGAGAUUCGUGUGGUCACUUUGGAAUGUGAUGCCAAGGUCGCCGAGACGAACAAGAGAGUAGAAAUGACGGAGCUUGACAGGAUGCUCAUAUUACGGCCAGGCUUCCAGGCUUUGCUGAACCUUGACCAUCUCGGCAGGGUUCUUAUAAUACAGGGUGACCUGCAGCGGUUGAGCUCAAGUGGCAUCAAAUGGGUGGACACUCAUGCCUUGUUGUUUGACCACUAUCUCAUUCUGGCCAAGGUGGUGGUCUCUAGAGAUGGCAGAGGAGAGAAGAAGUAUGAUGUUUCCAGAGAACCUAUACCAAUGCCUCUAUUAUUCCUGGAAAGCAUGAACGACGAUCCCGUCAUCAAACAGAAGGGAAUCACAGCUCCUCUAGCCAGGACAACAGCCGUCGGACCGGCUGCUGCAUCCACAACUCAGCUCAGCUCCCGACCAGGCCUUGAGCACACUAUUAAGCAUCUAGGUCAUGAAGUGUACACGCUGUAUGCGUCAUCCGCUCGGGAUCGGGCAGACUGGUGCUCAAAGAUUGUUGAGGCGAAAACGAUACACGCCAAAGGAUUGUUCUCUCAGAAUGCGGAGCCUUUCAGGCUUCGUGUUCUUGCCGAUGCUGCAUUCCACUACGACAUCAGCUCUCCUCAUGCAAGAUCUGCCGGCGUUCCGGUUGUUAAGGGCACACCGCUCGACCGGGCAAUCGAAGAAUUAGAAGGCGUUCUUGGUUCUGCACAGGGUGUUGCCCCCGUAUGCCGUGCCCAAGUGAAUUGCGCAACGGCCUUUUCAGCGUUUGGUAAGGCUGUCAUUGCAAUAGGAACUGACUAUGGCAUCUACAUCGCCGACCCUUCCAAUCCGCGAGGAUGGACUCGGACGGUCCAAAUCGCUAGGGUCACGCAAAUCGCCGUCUUGGAAGAGUUCAACGUGUGUGUUGUGAUUGCAGACAAGUCCUUAAUCUCUUACCCGUUGGAUGUAAUCGCCCCGGUUUCGGAAUACGCUCCGCCGGUCAAUGAUAACCCCAGACGAGCUCCCCAGAGACUGGCAAAGGAUGUAACAUACUUUGCAACGGCAAGGAUGAAGGACCGGACACUACUCUUCCACAAACGAAAGGAAGGCCUACACACAAUGUUCAAGGUCCUCGAACCCAUCCUUCAGAAGUCUACGGAAAAGAAGUCGCGAUUCUUCGGUAGGGGUAAGGGUGCUUCCGGAAGUGCCGAGUCAUUCCGUGACUUUGACGAGUUCUUCUUCCCUACGGAGUGUUUCUCCUUGAGUCUUUUCCAGACCUACGUUGCCGUGUCCACAGCCAAGGGUAUUGAGAUGUUGACGCUCGACAAGAAGCAACCCAUCUCCAUUCCGGAUCUCAAAGCACCGGCAAUUGCUAAUAUCGCCAAUCGUAUCCGAGAACAGCAUCCUUUGGGCAUGUUCCGGCUGAACGAGAACGAAUUCAUCCUAACGUAUGAAGAUUGCGCCGUGUAUGUCGAUAAACACGGUGAGGUCAGCAGGACUCUCAUCAUGGAAUACACAGGCAAGCAGAAGAAGGCCAAGGGCGCAACCAUGUACGGACAGUACCUCAUUCUGUACAACGAUGACUACGUCGAGGUUCGAAAUGCCGACAACGGGCGGUUGCGGCAGAUCAUUGCUGGGCGGGACGUGCGACUGAUUGACUUUGGCGUCCGUGGCCCGACUGGAGACAACGCGGCCCAGGCGUCGCAAGUGUAUGGACACAAUGGCGGGUUGUCGACGGCGGGUGACGUUUCUAAGGGAACCGUCAAGAUCGCCAUGUCGCACCCGGAGCUGUCUGGAAGACAGAUUAUUUUGGAGAUGCUUCUUAAUGACGGGCAUGUCGAGUAA
Molecule: messenger RNA, 4794 nt
Organism: Trichoderma breve
Lineage: Eukaryota; Fungi; Ascomycota; Sordariomycetes; Hypocreales; Hypocreaceae
Product: CNH domain-containing protein
Exons: 7
Coding region: 1-4794 (1597 amino acids)
Molecular function (GO): guanyl-nucleotide exchange factor activity
Source: RefSeq, a predicted model, not a curated record